GCGCGACGUCAUAUUUGGGUCAAAACCGACGGUGAAGCACAUGGAGCGGCCGACGGUCGCGGUGCUGGGCGCGCCAAGGACUGGCAAGACGUCGCUCAUCUACGCGCUCGGGCGCGGUCUCGGCGGCGACGUCACCUGUGUAUCGUCGCCGACCUCAUCGCUGUUUGCGUUGGGCAAAGGUGUCACAGCGCUCGAGCGGUGUCUUGAUGACGUCGAAAGCGCUCUCCUGGACACGCGUCUUGUGUUUUUGGUGUUUGAUGUGACGGCGCCCGAGACGUUUGCUGCCGUCGUCGCCAAGGGCGCGGCGCUCCAGUCGCUUGACCGCACGAUCGCGCUCGUGGGCACGAACGCCGACUUGAUGCCGACCGAUCACGACGCGGUGCUCGUCGCGUCCGAAGCGCGCAUCUUCGCCUCGAGUGAGUUUGCCCUGUACGCCGAAGUGCACGCGACCCCGCCUGCUGGUCUCGACGCCCUGCUAUCGCUUCUCCACGCCGCAAUCCCGGUCAAGAAGCCGCAGGUGCGCAAAGACAUUUGGCUCUACGAUCCGUACGACGACAAUGCGCCGCCGCGGAGCCCGACGCGCGCGAUGAACGAGAUUUACUUGUGCGGACGAGCCAAAGCGCUCGCGACCGAGCGUGCGAUCAGUGCCAAGUACGAGCACAAGCGGUACGGGUCGCCCAAAGCGACCCGAAGCGUGGCGCCGCAACCGGCCCCGGUGCCCCGCCAAGCCCAACGCCGUCAGUCCACCGGGCGACAUAGUACGCUCAUGAGCGGCACCCAAGCCAGUGUCGCGCGGGUCAAAGCCAUCCAGGCGUACAAGCCGCAGCGCGAGGCGGUCGACCCAAAGAUCCGAGUCCAGUGGCACCGACCGAGGUCGCCGGUUGACGAGGCGCCGGUGCCCGUGCGGCGCGUAGAGACACGGGCUGCGGUUCAAGCACGGGUCCCCACCGCCGACGCUACUGCAAUCGAUACAAGCUGCCACGUCAUAUCGGCGUCGCAGCAAAGCGAGCCGAUGGAAGUUCCUGGUCCUUGCGUCGUACUUGACGUUCCGACGUUGCCUAGUACCACCACAGAUGGCGGCGACGUAGUUUCCCAUAUGGACCACAACGUCACGCGCUGCGGUAUUAGUAGCCAGCCCGACGCGGCGAGUCCCACGCUCCCCGAGGUAAACGGCAACGCGGACAAGACUUUCGUGGUGUCGAGUCCAGGCGUCGAUUUGCCGACAGACACAGCAGAGCCGGAGCCGUCCAAUACGCAAGCGGUGGACCCGGACGCGACGUUCUUCGACUUCGACGAUGACGACGCCGCGGUCACAUUCGACGACGACGAUAUUCUGGACGCGUUGGAUUCGUUCCAGUUGUCCAUUUAAUAAGACUACUACGGACAACUUGUCUGCUUGUGGUCUCAGUGCUA
Saprolegnia diclina VS20 is the source of this 1413-nucleotide messenger RNA. RefSeq lists its product as hypothetical. NCBI's taxonomy places the organism in Eukaryota, Oomycota, Saprolegniomycetes, Saprolegniales, Saprolegniaceae. The record is from RefSeq and is a predicted model, not a curated record. The transcript is spliced from 3 exons. Bases 41 to 1369 code for a protein of 442 amino acids.